Molecule: messenger RNA, 2101 nt
Organism: Astyanax mexicanus (Mexican tetra)
Lineage: Eukaryota; Metazoa; Chordata; Actinopteri; Characiformes; Acestrorhamphidae
Gene: snapc1b
Product: small nuclear RNA activating complex, polypeptide 1b
Exons: 10
Coding region: 143-1234 (363 amino acids)
Biological process (GO): snRNA transcription by RNA polymerase II; snRNA transcription by RNA polymerase III
Cellular component (GO): snRNA-activating protein complex
Molecular function (GO): sequence-specific DNA binding
Source: RefSeq, a predicted model, not a curated record
CUCAGCAGCAGCAGCAGCAGCAGAAGAAGGAGAAGUGUAAACAGCAUGUCGGCGGAUGGAUGUCCCGGGUAGAUGUUUAUUAUGUUGCGGUGAAGAUUUUACUGGUUUAAUGUUUUAAAUAGGUUUUUUUAUUUUAUCGGGGAUGGAGCACUACAAAGCGAGUCUGCAGACCGACUGUGAGCAGAUCCUGGGCAGCUUUCAGGCCUCUAACUCAGUUCGCUUUGAGGAGUUCAGUAAAAUCUGGAAACAGACAGACUUCUCCAGCAUCUUCCAUGGUAUUUCACAGAUCGGAGAGAAAAGAAUCUUCACACGUUUAGCUCUGACUGUAGCAUCUCCAUACCUCUUCCCACCGUACACCUUCCAGAUCCGAGUGGGAGGCCUUUACCUUCUGUAUGGUCUGUACAACUCCCAGAGCGUCACUCCAAAAGAAAAGAUUCGCAUGGCUCUAAAGGACUGGAGCGAUUUAAUAAAAUUUCAACAGGAUGCAGUUAAUGCCCAGCACUAUGACGUGGUCUACAUCCUGAAGAAACUCCUGUCUGACAAAGCUCUGUACUUCACUGCCAUGCCGGAUCCACUGUCGUUUAACGCAAAGAGAAAACAGAAGGAGGGUGGGAAUCUGAAUGAAAUGUUUGUUGACCGGCCGUCCCGUCCUCAGGAGCUGAUCAGCACCGACAUGCUGGAGGAGCUGGCUAACGUGCAUGAGCACUAUGAGAAGUUGAAGCAAGCAGUUUCAGCACAGGCAGAAAAGCCUGAACUCAAUCUUGUCAAACAGAACAUGGUUCCCAAACUGCACAGUGCUGUGGUCUCAUACUACAGCUGGCAGCAGAACCACACCGAGUUUGAGAGUCAGGAUGCUGAGAGUGACAGAGGUGCAGGAGAAGGAACUUCAAGUCAAGAAGAGAGUUCCCGCAGGGCCAAGCUCUUGGAAUCCAUCAAGGCCCGGUCUUAUGGACAGGCUGUGGAGGCUUCUAGGUCCCGCCGUCACAGACAAGUGGAAGUGACCUCAGCAGCCACCAACUCAGAGCCUGCAGCAGGAAGCUCGAGAUACACAAGUAAAGCUCCGAGCCUGAAAGAACGCACUGAACUCCGCUUCCUCAACCAAGGAGACCAGAAUGAAGGGCUACAGGGCGUGACCCGGAUAUGGCGGCUGUCUGCAGUAGAGAAGGAGAAAAUUGAAGAAGGCAAGAGACCACGAUUCAAUUGGAGUUCAGAAAGAGAGGGGGAUGAGGCCUGAUUGGAGAAAAUACUGCAGUACCAAAUACUCCAACCUUUGCUUAGUGCAUCAGUUGUGUUCUUGUUGAUGAUUACUGUUAAUAUGGUAUUUUAAUGAUUUUUUCUUAGAAUUUAGAAAAUAAUUGACUCAAAAAUUGACUUACAAUAGAAACCAAUAGGCAGGGGCCGGUGAUAAUUGGCAACUAAUAGAUAUAAGCAUCUAAAUAGAUAUAAAUAGAAUCAAAUUUCUGCUGGUUUGAUUUUAGGGGCGGUCAUUUAGGUCUUUGUUUUAAAUAAAAGGCCUCUUGUUAACAGAUUAUCACCAAUACAAGACUACCAUUACAGACUUACUCCAUUGAGUCAUAUUGGCCACAUGCUGAAGACAUGGCUAAGUUGGAAAAUCCUGGUAUAUAUACAUUGUAAUUAAUACUGUUUCCAUUGGUUGAUUCCAUAGCCAGAAUGCGGCCUAAUAUGAAUUCACACAAAAUCCAAAACUUUUAAUAGAACGUUUAAGUGAUUUUAAAUUGCUGUUGUUUCUAAUUUACACUGCAGUUUAGACUGAUGCAUAAAACAUUGUGUACUAUGUAAAAGGAAUUUUUUUUUUUUUUUAAAGGUGUAUAUUUUACUUUUUAUUUUAUCUUGAUGUCUUGAAAAUGCUGCUGUAAACAGUUAUUCAUGGUAUUUUUUUUUAAUGACCGUGUUUUGUAGAAAAAAAAAGAAAAAAAAAAAAGCUUUUUUCAUAUAAAACAAAUGUCGUUUUUUUUCCCCUCUUGGUCUAUGCUGGUUUCUUGUGUUAUAGGAUGCCUUUAAUACACAAACACUUGCAUUAAGUAUUAAGUCAUACCCCUGUAGCCUACACCUGACAUUUCCCCGUAAAAAUUCACGCAAA